UCUUCUUAUUAACCCCUUCCUCACCGACAGUUCACAGUCGAAGCAAUCUCUCUCUUUCACUCCAAUUCGUCAGAGAAAAAGGAACAACAAUGGCGACUCUCACUCCGGGAAUCCUCCUGAAGCUCCUCCAGACCAUGAACUCAGCCACCAGAGUCACCGGCGACCACCGCUCCCCGCUCCUCCAAGUCACCGGCAUAGUCCCCGCGCUCGCCGGCGCCACCGACCUCUCCCCCAACCACGGCUUCUACGUCCAGCUCUCCGACUCCCUCAACUCCACCUACGUCUCCCUCUCCGACCGCGACACCGACCUCAUCCUCUCCAACCGCCUCCAGCUCGGCCAAUUCGUCCACAUCGACCGCCUUGAUUCCGACUCCCCUGUUCCUAGGGUUUGCGGCAUCCGCCCCAUCGCCGGCCGCCACGCCUUCGUCGGCACGCCCGAGCCACUCGUCGCUCGGAUCUCGUCAUCCUCAAGGAAGGAAUUCGUGAUUCAACCUGUCGAAUCGGCCUCGGAUUCCUCCAUCGCCCCCUAUUUGUCCAGCAGAAAUUCCGACGAUUCGGCGAAGGGCGACGAUGGAAGGAAGUUCGAGAAGAGCGUCAGGACAGCGGCGGUGAGAACGCCCCUCGCGCCGCGAGACAAUGUGCAGGCUGGAAAUGCGGAGGAGAAUAAUAAGGAGAGAGUUCUGCCGCAGAGAUUCUCUUCCCCUGCUGGAGCGAAGAGAUCUGUUUCUGCUGGAAGGAAGAAUGUUUCGGCGGAGAAGAGGGAUCCGUCUCCUGCUGGGAAAUUGGGGAAGAGGUCUUCGUCUCCAGCUCCGUCGAAAUGCGUGGUGCCGAGUUUGGCGGCAGCGAGAGAGGAGAACAGGAGAGUGGCGAGGGAGCCGGCGAUUAUAGUCCCGUCGAGGUACCGCCAGCCGUCGCCGACCACCGGGAGGAGGCAGGCGUCGCCGAAUCCGAGGCGGCUUUCGUUGUCUCCGGGGCGGAGGCUCUCUGGAGUCAAGGAUUCCGCCGGGAAGAAGAAGAUCGCGGCGAUUGUCGCCGGGAUUUCCAGAGUCUCCGAAGCUCUCGUUGGAUCUGGUAAGAGCAGUAGAAAAUCCUGGGACGAAACUCCGCCGCAGGCCGCCGCGGUGGCAGAGUUGAGAGAGAAGAAUGAGGUGAAGAAGAAGGUCGAUAGAAACUCAAUUCUCCGGACGCAGGCUGCCUUGUCUAGGCGAUUGAGCGACGCUGGUCGCCAUUCCAAUCACGAUGAUGAUGAAGAUGAUGAUUGUUCGAGCAUCGAGAAAGGAAAGCUGAAUUCCCCUGGUGGAUCUACUGAUAGCGAGAAGCCAGCUGGUGGAGCUAUUGGAUUCACAGUACAUGAGAAGAAAUGGACCGAUGGAACCGUUCCAUUCGAUGCAGUUUCAGCAGAUCUUGCACUGCUUGGAAAGGUAAGACAUUUUUAAUAGAGUUUCCUGCGGGAUAGGCUGGUUCUACGGUUAGUAAAUGAUAUAUGAUACCAAAGUGAUGUUCAGAUUUGUGCAAAUUUCAAUCUUAUGUGAGUGGUUUUCGUCUAAACUAGUGUAUUAGUAGUAUGUAUCAUGAUCCUUAAUUGAUUCUCUUCCAACAACUCGAUUUGUUAGGAGCAACUGGUUCUUGACAUAUACGAUUAAACUACUCUGAUUCUGAAAUGCAGGAAGCCAUCCAAAGGAGGAUUCUGGCUUCUACAGCAGCAGCAGAAGCCCUGGAAGAAGCCAUUGCCACAGAAUCAAUCAUCAGAAGCUUAAGGUAAAACUUCCCUCUCUUUCUCCUAAGGAUUUUGAAUUACCCUGUUCACUCUUGAAUGUACCACGAUGUCUGCAGUACUUUAAUCUAACAUCUUCCCUUUCGCCCUUUCAAUCAUUUCCAUUGCAGCAUAUUCUCAGACCUCUCAUCAUCAUCCAAAUCCAAACCCGGGAACCCCUUGCCCACCAUAGACCGCUUCAUGUCCCUGUACGACGACGUGCAGAAGUACACACAGACUGCUCAAUCAGUGGCCACCAGCCAUUCUUCUCCCGAUCACGAAGCCAUCCCACCAACGCAGCAUUCCAAAGCAGCUUCCUUGUGGGUCGAAGCCGCAUUAUCUACAGACCUCGAGAUCGUCUCCGUUCUGAACAGAAACAGUACAACCAAUACUACUACUUCUGCAGAUCAUCAUCAUCAUCGACCGAGUAAUUCUCCUUCCCUCCCGAGAAGUGGCUCAAAACGACAGUCUGUGAAGGGAAACUCUUCUUCUCCGUCGUCGUUGUCAUCGCCGAACGACAGAGCUCGUGUUGGUGUGGAAAGAGGAGGGGCGUGGAGGAGAGGCUGCGGGAUGAGCGAAACGGUGGAGAUGGGGAAGAAGGUGGAAUGUGAGAUGGAAGUUUGGUUCGUGAGGUUUGUGGAGGAAGCUUUGGAUGCAGGUUUUAGGGCGCUGGGUGGAGAUGUGCCGCUCGAGGCUAGCUCGAUUGCCGCCAUUUUGUCGCAGCUGAAGAGGGUGAACGGGUGGUUGGAUAAGGUGGCGGGGAAAGGGGAGAAGGCCAUGAUUGAGAAGAUUGAGAAGCUGAAGAGGAAGAUAUAUGGUUUCGUUAUUCAGCAUGUUGGCACGACUUUUUGAAGAGUUUCGAAACGAAUACGUUUCUGAUAUUGAGCAUGUUGCAACGAAAGAAAAGCCAUCUUGGCUUCAGAAUGUGCUCUGCUGCUCUUAGGGGGUCUUUGGUUGAUUUUGAUAGAAACGUUUUCCCCUCACAAUGUUCAUUUUCCUUCCUGCUUCUUUCUCAUUGCCUUUCCCACUUGAAAUCAGAAUUUGAAGUGUUUACUAGUGUGUCGUGUAUGUAACCGUG
This is a messenger RNA of Linum tenue, 2831 nucleotides long. Lineage: Eukaryota; Viridiplantae; Streptophyta; Magnoliopsida; Malpighiales; Linaceae. The record is from the annotation of a GenBank genome assembly.